Molecule: messenger RNA, 873 nt
Organism: Rubroshorea leprosula
Lineage: Eukaryota; Viridiplantae; Streptophyta; Magnoliopsida; Malvales; Dipterocarpaceae
Source: the annotation of a GenBank genome assembly
GCGUCACACGUUUCUUCUCGUUCCAGCGAAAAUGAAGCCUCUGGUUCUUCCUGGAGCGCAAACAUUCAUCUCUUCUUCUCCUUCUUUCCUCCAUAGCUGCAGACUUCAAGUCUCCAGUUCCUCUCCUCAACAUGGAGCGACUGUAGAAACCGCUUCGAUUCAGCCGUACAAACCUGGAAUCUUCGACAAUUUCUUCCUGAAUUCGUUUCGUAACAAGCUUGCUCAUGAAGUUGGAUGGGAUUCUGAGAAGCCUGGAUACGACGGGAUGAUUGAACUCGCCAAAGGCCUCCUGAUGAAAAGCACAAACAAAUCUGAUGCGUCCGCCGCCGCGGUCCGCAUUCUGAAGUCGUUUUUUCCUCCAUUGCUGCUCGAGCUUUACAAAGCCAUUAUAGCACCUAUUGAUGGAGGAAAAGUGGCUGCCAUAAUGGUUGCAAGGGUGACUGUGCUUACUUGUCAAUGGCUGAUGGGCAAUUGCUCGGUUAACUCUGUAGACCGGCCUGAUGGUUCUUCAUGUGAAAGCGGGGUUUUGGUAGAGAGAUGCAAGUAUUUAGAAGAAAGCAAAUGCGUUGGUGUUUGCAUCAAUACCUGUAAGCUUCCGACACAGACGUUCUUCAAAGACUACAUGGGAGUUCCCUUGCUGAUGGAGCCAAACUUCAGUGAUUAUAGCUGUCAGUUUAAAUUCGGCAUCCUUCCACCACGAUCGCCGGAGCAGGACUCGGCCCUUAAAGAGCCUUGCCUGGAGAUAUGCCCAAUUGCCAGUAGACGAAAGCAAAUCUCAAGCAACAUGAAUUUAAUUAAAUGUCCAAAGGCAUAAACUGCUAACGACAUUUGUACCAAAAAAAAUAAAAUACCUAAUAACAACUUAUCAGAGUU